AUGGCGGCCGUACGCCCAAUCGUGGGCUUGGCGGUUGUCCGAACCUUCUUGGUUUUCCACGUCCCGUUACUCCUGCUCGCCCCGGGCACCCAGUCUGUUCAUCUACCCGAGACCUUCGCCUGGAGCAACCUCCGGACGUCCCCGGACACCAACGUAGAACUGGGUCGUAUGGUGAGACUUCUGUACCCAGUGCGGAACGCCCAGCAGUGUCUGCGAGCCUGUUGGCUGUUCAGGGCUUGCUCCUACGUCUUGUACUCUCCCGGGAACCCAACCUCCACGUGUGUAGUCCUCGGAGAAGCCCCACCAACAAACACGAGGAGGCCGGACACGUCUGCAGUGUUGGUGGACCUCACGUCUGCCCAGUUGAGCAAGACAACGCUGUACGGGUGUGACGAGCGGCCGUGCCAACCACUGGAGAUCUGUGUGCCAGUCAAGAACGUGUACACGUACACCUGCCUUCCCACCAACCUGAUCUCCGGCAAGCUGCUCCCAGCGGCUCGCGGUCGAGACCCCUGUGCCGUUUUCCAAAACUGUAAGAGCCCUCCAGAAGUACAAGGCGGAGUGAUAGCUACAGACGGCAUGACGUCACAGCUCACAUAUUCAUGCGCAGUCGGAUACCUCAAAACGUCUGGAAAGACGUCCGUGUCCACCUGCGACCUCUGGACUGGUCAGUUCUCUCCUGUGGAUCUCGUCUGCGAUGACGUGGACUGCGGGUCCCCGCCGGACAUGCCACAGGCCAAGUCAAGCGGUCAGUGGACGGACACUUCAAAAUUUGCCUGUGACGUCAUAGACUGUGGAGAGCCGCCAAUAGUGGAUGAGGCCACCAGAAACUACACAGGCACUGUCCUAGACUCGGAGGUCGUUUAUUCUUGCCAACCAGAUGCAGACGGACAUGUUGCAACUGUGAACACAGACCGGUAUAUCGAGGUGCUGAAGAAAUUCUGGACGGAUCUGUGGAGACACCGGCACUUGGAUCGCCAAGGCCAGUGGUUCAUGCAAGAUGGGGCCAAGCUACACGUUUCUGUCAGAUCAAUGACAUGGCUAGCUGACCACUUUGGAAAUCAUGUGAACAGUCGCAGAAGUUUCUCUUCCCCUGCGGGAACCUUCACAUCAAUAUGUCAGUCAAGCGUUCAGUGGACGGACACUUCACAGUUUGUCUGUGAUGACGUCAUAGAUUGUGGAGAGCCGCCAUUGGUCGACAGAGCCACCAGAAGCUACACGGGCACUGUCCUAGACUCAGAGGCCGUUUAUUCUUGCCAACCAGGUCGAGAGUUGUGUUGUUUCUCUUCCCCUGCGGGAACCUUCACAUCAACAUGUCAGUCAAGCGGUCAGUGGACGGACACUUCACUGUUUGUCUGUGAUGACGUCAUAGACUGUGGAGAGCCACCAAUAGUGGACAGAGCCACCAGAAACUACACGGGCACUGUCCUAGACUCAGAGGUCGUUUAUUCUUGCCAACCAGGUUUUAUGACAACCCAGCCCGAUGGAGGUCCAACAGUCCUGGUGUGUGAUCAGAACGGCCAGUGGGUUGGAACCCCGGUAACCUGUGACCUCGUGGACUGUGGGGUGCCGCCCACUCUGGUCAACGCCAUAGCAUCCAGCAACGGGACAGGAGUAGGCUCAGAGGUCACUGGGUUUUGUACUCACAUGGAGUGUGAAACUUCGCUCCCGAUUCCAAUAUGGCUUCACACCAUCCAGUGCGUCACGGCCUCGUGCGACACGCCCCCUUCUGUGGACCACGCCUCCGUGAACUACACCAGCACCGCGUACAACGCGAGAGCCACGUUCACGUGCGAGCCUGGGUUUACGCUCGCUACACACUCUGGCGAAACCACCAUCGUCUGCAGGAGCGAUGGACAGUGGGAAACGGCGAACGUUGAGUGUGUCUUCGAUAAAUGUCCGCCCCCACCUGUAGUUCAGAGCGCUGAAUACUUCCCAGAACUCUCAGAGUACGAUUUAAAUGCACAAGUGGCUUAUCGCUGCUCUCGGGGAUAUGUCAUGAGUGUCUCAGAGUACGUCAAUAAGUGUGGCCCUGAAGGCUGGAACAUAACCACACCUACUUUCGAAUGCUUAUCUUUGGCAUGCGGCACACCAAAAGACGUGGAAAACGCUCGAUGGACCAUAGAAGAGAUAGACUUCCCAGAAGUUCAUUACGAGUGCUUGGAAGGUUUUCAGCUUGACGACUCCGUAGCUUCGAGCAGGGCAUGUUUCCGAAAGGAGUGGUCCAAGGAAGCAGUGGCGUGUGUCCCACUCAACUGCGGCGACCCGCCGACCGUAUCCAACACCACGAUGAGCGUUGCUGGGACAACACUGGGAAGCGUGGUACAAUAUACCUGUGACGCUGGCCUUGUCAUGACGUCCGCGCAAAACAAUAGAACGUGCAUGGACGAUGGAGAUUGGUCUACAGAGGUUAUCGAAUGUCAGCUGAAGGACUGUGGGGCACCGCCUGAUCUGAAUAACACAGUAAAAUCUUUCCACUUGACAACAUUCGGUUCACGCGUCCAAUACAAUUGCGAUUCAAAUAAUGACAUUUACAUGCUUGUCGCUGGCAAUGACUCGAAGGUCUGCAAUGAGCAAGGGCAGUGGGAAGGCGAUGAUGCGGUUUGUGAAAAUAUAGAUUGUGGAACACCUCCAAGCGUUGAUUUUGCUGAAGUCAAGUAUGAUUACAUGAACACAACCGUAGGUGCUGUUGCCGUGUAUGAAUGUCUGUCUGGUUACCGACAUGUCGAAGGAGAAGACACGAUCAGAUGUCUGCGAGGACCACAGUGGGAAUCUGUUGCUAAUUUCACGUGUGCACACGUCGACUGCGGCUCUCCACCCGAUGUAGAGUUCGCACGUUACAAUACUUCCCUUGGCACGAGAUUCGACAGCAUUGCUACCUACGAAUGCUUGUCCGGUUAUCGUUUGGUAAAUGAGACAGCUUUGGAAAAGCGCUGUGGAGAGGGUGGAGAAUGGGAAGGUCCUCUGACAGAAUGCAUUGGCAUAACGAGCUUGUCUUGUUCAGAGCCGCGUAGUGUUGAGAACGCACGCGUUGAGUGGAUAUCCCAGAAAUCUGGAGCUAUGGCUACCUACAUCUGCAACAAUGGCUUUGAGCACUGGUACUUCGAUAGGCGGGUGUGCACAAGCCUAGGAGUUUGGAGUAACGAAACAGUGAUGUGCAACCCGGUCACGUGCGGGCCUCCUCCGCUAGUGAUUAACGCGGAAGUGGCAUACCCCUCGAUAACAUUUGAAAGUGUAGCUGUGUACACAUGUGAACUAGGAAGACAUCACAUUAAUUCUCAGAACAAGACUUGCAUGGCAGAUGGCCAGUGGUCAAGCGACCAUGUCGAGUGUUUGUUACCUGUCCAAAGUUCGUGCGGCCCGCCACCGGUGAAGGAAAAGUACACCGUUUUUUCAACUUCAUGGGCCGGCCAAGCCUUUUACGAGUGUGCGCCUGGGUACUCAGGGAAUCCAACUUUUGCGCCAUGUGUGAUGGGGCAGUGGAAAGGUUGGUGGGACACUUGUGAUAGCGUGAUCUGCAAUAACAUGCCGGUUGUCAUAAACGCAUAUUUGCUUGGGAGGAUACUUCCUACGUUUGGUACAAUAGCAAACUAUGCUUGUUUGAACAACCAUGUGCCCACUGGUCAACUCAACAGAGUCUGCCAGAGCACUGGAGCUUGGUCGGAUGAGGUGAUCGAGUGCGUACCAGCCGGUUUCAACUUCUGUGCGGACCCCCCAGUGUACCCGAACGCGAUCGUGCAUUAUUCUUCCAGGCUGGAAAAUGCAAAUGCCGUGUACGAAUGUGACCAAGGAUUCAUGGGUAGAGGGGAAUCCGUGUGUAUGACGAAUGGGUCGUGGUCAGACCCGCGGCUCACAUGCCAACCAGUGGACUGCGGACCUCCGGCUCCUUCUCGCAACUCUAAGGUAUCAGCAAGUCAAACCACCCUCGGGUUCUCUGCCAUUUACGAAUGCACAAAUCUGCAGCUAGCAUCUCCAGCUAAACCAAUAAGAAGCGUUUGUACAGCCUCUGGUCAAUGGUCUGACGUUGACACAACAGAAGGAUGCAAGGUGUAUUGUCAAUUAGACCCUGGGAUGGUUACAAAUGCCAUCAGAUCGGCCUUUAACCGCAGUGUAGGUGCAGUUGUGAACUACACUUGUGAAGCAGGUUUCGCCCCUUUCCCUGACCCCAUGCUGUACCGGAUCUGCCUCAGCACUGGACAGUGGUCAAGGGGUGACUUAACCUGUAGCAACACAGACUGCUCUUCGCCGGUUGAGAUGGCUAAUGCCACAGUGUCUAUAGGAGGAACUGUUCCGGGAUUGGCAAUGACAAUGACAGGGACAAUGCUCAACGACUAUGACAAUGACAAUGAGAAUGUCUACGAAUGUAUGCCUUCGUACUACGGCUUCCCUCUGAACAAGAACGUCUCAUUUUGUAACGAGUCCGGACAAUGGACACCAGUUGAGCUCUCUUGCCACUCUUGCCACUUGGAUGAACGGCUCGACGGUGAUGGAAUGCUGAAAGACAUCCGAAGCAUGAACUUGAUACCUGGCUUGAGCACUAUUGGCGCCGACUUCGAGUGUGGCCCGUCCUUUGAGCUGGUGUCCCCCGGCAUGCCCACCUAUGCGGAGUGUGUACUGGACGCCACAGGAAGUUCCAACUGGACGGGGCUUGAGCAAACAGAGUGUGCGCAAGUUCGGUGGAAUAACCCGGUAAGUGAUAGCAAAGAUCGUACCUUAAAAGGAUAG
Messenger RNA from Aplysia californica (California sea hare), 4725 nucleotides. Its product is annotated as sushi, von Willebrand factor type A, EGF and pentraxin domain-containing protein 1-like. Gene Ontology annotation, molecular function: nucleic acid binding. Bases 1 to 4725 code for a protein of 1574 amino acids. The transcript has 13 exons. The record is from RefSeq and is a predicted model, not a curated record. NCBI's taxonomy places the organism in Eukaryota, Metazoa, Mollusca, Gastropoda, Aplysiida, Aplysiidae.